AUGAUGGAACCAAUAAAAACGGCUACAAUGCAUGUGAACGAACCUAAAGCCCUUUGUUCGCCUCUAUCGUGCUCUGGACGUGGAAACGACGAGAUAAGUAAAAAAUUAGAGGAAGAACUGUUGUAUGAUGCUGGUGAAGAUGGAGAUGAGGAUGAUGCACUUUCCGAUGAUAGUUUGCGUUUGAGGCUGUCUGAUGAUGAAGCCGACGCUGACGAUAGUGAAAGAACAUCUAGUACUUCUAGUAAUCAGCUCAAAUAUUUAAAGACUGAAUCAACGGACUCGGGAUCAGAUGUUGAUGCUCCGGAUGGUGAUAUCUUAAUACAUCACCAAUUUAUCCGAGAAAUUUAUUAUAAUAAUUAUUUUCAUUACUAUUAUAAUAAAGCUUACAUAGUAGUUGAUGAUUUUGCAGAUGAUUAUGACUUAACGGAGCAUAAAAUGAGUGAUGACAGUAAAGUGCAAGCCAUGUUUAACAUAUACAUGGAUCAAACACCCACCGCUUUCAAAAAUUCAUUUCCAAAUAAUAAUAAAUUAAACCCAUAUUACAUUAAUAAAAUUAACUAUAGUGAUAAUUUUGGUAGUUCAUUACACUCUGAUUCGUGUGCUCACAAAGAAUAUUAUUAUAAUAAUAGUUCCUAUUAUGGAAGACGUAGAAAAAUUGAGUGUGGACAUUAUUAUUCGUCGUUUAAGUCAGCAUCGCCGUUUUCGGUUUAUGAUAAGAAAUAUAACUUUAAACUAGGGUUUAAUUCCCAAAAAAAUGUUUCAGUUACUGCAAAUUCUUCAAGUGUUGAUGGUCGUUUGAAUGGAAUGAAUGACACUCGUAACAAUUUGGAUAACCAAGAAGAAAAAUUAAAACCGUUAAGUGAUAGUCGCACUUGUGUCAACAAAACGGAAAAGUCAGAUGUUAAACAAGAGGGAGCUGUUGUAGAAGAAACUAAAGUUAAUGACCAAGCAGAACACGAGGUGGAAAAUAACUCUGACCUUAAAAUUGAAGAAGAUCAAUCCUCUUUGGAAAAGGUAAAAGACAGUAAAUUGGAUGAUUCAUUAUCUGUUAAUGGUGAAAGUGAAGUGAAUAAAAAUAAAACGACUAAUGAGAAUCAUGAAAAAGAUUUAAUUGUGAGUGUUGAUGAGCAGGAUAGUGAAAUACAUGACGAUAGUAUUACGUCAACAUCAGCAUUGUCAUCUACAUUAACAUCGAAAAUCUCAUCGUCAGCUAAGGAUUCGAGUGCUGUUGAAGAAAGUAGUAGUCCUCCUGACGAUUGUGAAGACGAUAAUAAUUGUGAUUCAUUAACUUGCGAGGAAGUACUUUUAGAAAUUGAGGACGACAAACUCGACGAAGUCCACGUGGUUGAAGAGCUGGGAGACGAAGAAAUUGAAGAGGAAGACGAUAUUAUUCACAUAGAAUCAGCAAAAAUGGAGACAGCUAAAACAACUUCUAGUGAUCGUCAUUCAGAAAAGAGUAAACCUUCUAAAGCAGCUACCAAUAUUGGCGAUGAUAGUCUUAUUGAGGUUGAUGAAGACAUUGAUAAAAGCAAAAUCAAUGAAUCAAGUGAAACCAGUCAAACUGAUUCGAAUAAAGAUAAAAGUGUUGAAGAUAAGGAUAACAAUAUUAUUGUUGUUAAAUCACUUACUAAACUUACGUCGAAUAGUGAACCGGAUACUACUGAACCUGGAACUAAACGUCGUUUAAUCAGUCCGGAAGAUAGCCUUGAAAGUCCUAACAAAAAAAUUUUCCGUGAUAAUAGCACAAUAUCUUCUAGCUCAUCAUCAUCAUCAUCAUCAUCAUCAUCAUCAACAUCAUCAUCAUCAUCGACCGUCACGAAACAGUCUGAGAAAGAUCAAACUGAUACCGAGGAUAUUGAUAUUGAUGAAAAUAAUGCAAGUGAAGACAUUGUUGAGAUUGACAAUAAUGCUGCAGAAGUUGAUGAUGCUAGUAAAAAUGAUAGCUCUGAAAAAACCCCGAAGAAUGGUGAAGUACUGAGCAAUGUCGAUGACAGUGCAGGCUGUACUACUCAAGAUGUUACCAAUGGUUUAGAAACACAAAAUAACGAUAGUUUGGUAUCAGAAAUGGAUGCCAAUGAACGAUCUAGUACCGAACGUCAAAGUGAUGCCCAUCCAAGAAGAAAACUCAGAAGAAAGAAAAGAAGAAGUCCUUCAUCUGUAAAGAUGGCCGUUCACCAAGGACAAGAAAAAGAAAAUGUUCGUCAAAAACGUGAAACAGCGCAAAAAGCUCAGGAAAUAAUUCGUAAAUAUAAUGAUGAAAGUGAUUCAGAAUCUAGUGAACAAUCAUCGUUGAUUCAAUACAAUAAACCUAUUAGUCAUAAUAAUAAUAAUAAUAAUAAUAAUAAUAAUAAUAAUAAUAAUAAUAAUAAUACACGAUCAACAUCACCACCUGCAUUGAAACGUAAUCAUUAUCUUGAUAAAGACGAGUCGCUUAAUAUUGGUGCUGUAUUAAAAAAACCAAAGAGAGAAGCGGAAGACGACGACAAAAGUGAACUCCGGCAAAUUCUCACAUCGGAAAUCAAACCAAAACCUUUAGAACAUGUUAGGACCUUUUUUUUGCGAGAUUGUAAGCAAAAAUUAUCGAAAUUCACACAGGAAGAGCUGGAAGAGUUGUUGGUUCAAAAAAUUGUGGAGACAAUAACAAUGCGUGAUGAAAUUGGAAAGCUGCGUGAGCAAGCUAAAAUAUCAGAACGUAAUCAAGAAGCAACGCGAUCGAGAUGCCAACAAUUGGCUAAACAUGUUAAGGAUUUUGACAUGGUAAUAAAGCGUUACGAGAGUGAUCGUAAACUAAAUGAAAAAACUGAUAAGCCCAUAGUCCCUAUUAAAAUUAAUAGAUCCGUUGGAUUACAAGUUAAUUUUGUUACGGAUCAAGGAGUGCAAAAUUUGCGACAAUUAGCACUUAGUAAACAGCAAUCAACUCCGGUUAUGAAUGGUGUAACUACAUAUCCCGUCAAACAAAAUGAUGAACCAGCUAACAAUGUUUCUAAUUCCGUCAGUCCAGCUCUAAGAACUAUAAAAGGAAUCAAAGUACGAUCGCCACGUAAAAUUGAAACUCCGGGCAGUUCACCAGUUGUAUCGACAGCAUGCUUAAUGCCGAUUCAAAAUGCGAUUCCAAGUCAACAAGCUCAAGUAGUUAUACCAGCGUCAGCAUUGCCACUGCAACAACAGCAACAGUUCCAACAGCAGCAAAAACAGCAGCAGCAACAACAACAACAACAGCAACAAAAACAAAAACAGCAACAACAACAACAACAACAACAACAACAACAACAACAACAACAACAACAACAACAACAACAACAACAACAACAACAACAACAAACGACUAUUCAAUUAUCACAACCUGUAACAAAUGUUACACCAGCUGCUUUAGUUGUUUCUAAACAAGUUGAUUCUCGACUUCCAUUAACUUCAAACGCACAACUUAUUAAUCAUCAAAUAUUGUCUAAUCAAACUAUUACGUUUAAUGGAGUGGUAACAUCCACACACAAUUCAAUCAACCGGUCGGCGAAGGUUCUAAAUGUAAGGAGCACUAACACCAACAACGAUAACACGUUGAUCGAUCUUACUGGAGAAGAAGAAAAGAAUAAAAAACCACCACCAUUAGCAGCAAUUGCUCCAACACCUAAAGAUCCUUCAGCGACAAUUAUCCAAAAAGGUCCGCCACGUUUCCAGAGGAUAGUUCAAUCAGCUCCAGCUAUGACAAUAGGGCAGCCUACUAAUAUUAAAGUCAUUCAACCUUCCGAACGUCCUACACCAACUGCAUUAGUUAACAAUAUGAACAUGAACUCGUCUAAACAAUUAUUCGUCAUGAAGGGCAACGGUACGGGACAACAAUUACUGAUAACUAAUCAUCAUCAGAUUCGGCCGGCAGUUACAACGAAUGCCAGACAAUCAUUUCCUAGUAUUGCGUAUUCGGCUGUACCAACAUUAGGAAAUGCUUCAACAUUACGAGUUGUAACAACAGCUCCAAAUAGUGUAGUAUCAGCAGCCCUGAAAGCCAAGCAUCCAGCACCACUUCCAGCAACGCCGUCUUAUACAAUAGUUGCGGGAUCGAAACUGCCACCACCUGCUCCAUCAUUAAAAAUAUCCAAAGUUUCUACUGGAAUUGUUUUAUCUUGGAACAUGACAAUAUCAGAUAAAUACGCAGAAAUAGCAAGCUAUCAGCUAUUUGCGUAUCAAGAAGUCGUGGGAACGGCACCUAGUACGUCUAUGUGGAAAAGAGUCGGUGAUGUUCGGGCAUUAGCAUUACCAAUGGCUUGUACAUUGACCCAGUUCUCCGAAGGUAAUAAUUACUAUUUUGCUGUUCGAGCUGUUGAUGUUUUAUCUAGACUUGGGCAGUACAGUCAACCAGGAAGCAUUUCUCUGUAA
Molecule: messenger RNA, 4371 nt
Organism: Cotesia congregata
Lineage: Eukaryota; Metazoa; Arthropoda; Insecta; Hymenoptera; Braconidae
Source: the annotation of a GenBank genome assembly